CGCAGAACCCAACCUUUCGCACUAGCUGUGUGUAACGUGCAAUAGCAGCUUUAAGGAAACACAGGCAAACGAGACGUCGAUAAAACUUGGUUUAAUUCCAGGCUUUUGUGCGCGCUUCUGUUUGUUUUUUUCUUAAUUCUGUAGGAUUGCCCUUUCAUAUCAGCACUAUGUCCAGCGUUCAGCUGUCCAUCACGUCCUUGGACAGGUUGGUUGCCAGAAAGACCUUCCCUCUUCACGCCAGGACGGAAGUCUGUAGGAACCUGUUUGGGCCAGUUGACCAUGACGAGCUGAACCGUGAGAUGAAGUCCAAGCUCCGGGAGAUAAGCGAGCGGGACCAGCGUAGAUGGAACUUCAAUUUCGAGACCAGCACUCCAUUAGAAGGUGGGCACUACGAAUGGGAAGAGAGCGAGGUUGACGCAACGCCCGGUUUUUACAGAGAGUCCAUCCAGAUGGGUAAAACUAGGAUUACAGUCCCAGUCAGGGCAAAAACAUAUUUGGACACUACCAAGAACAGUAUGGACUCUAACUCCAGUCAGGAAUUAUCGUCUCCCCCUUCCCAGGAGAACGACAGGUUGUCCGAUUUGGUUAGCAUCGUUCGCUCCGGCGAAACGAAUCAAGAAAAUAGAUCGGAUAAAUUAAACUCAGGAAUUAAAGCCAGCAAAAGCGAUCCUUGCACUUCAAGAAAAAGGACAUCUGCGUCUUCAGCACCAACGCACAUCACAGAUUUUUUUGUAAAGAGGAAACGAAUAUUGGAAUGCAAACAGUCUGAGAACGGAUCCCCAUCGCCGUCAGUGAUCACAACUGAGCAGACUCCCCGCAAAAGAAUCCGAUGAAGAUAGUUGCACAAAAUCCCGGUGAAGAUUCGUGUUUUUUUUUUUUCUGAUCGAAGAUAAAAAAACAGGCUGUCCCUCGCGAUGGUUCUGAAGAAAGUCUAUCUGGCGAAAGACUCGGAGAGUUAAAAGGACGAGCGGGACUGCUUCCAAAUGUAGCAAACCGGUGGCUUUAUAAUGUAGCCAAACAGUGUUAAACGAAUUAACAACUGUGCAAUGGAUGCGUUUUUUUUUCUUUUUUUUCCCUAUACUGUCUACACUGGCAAAAGUGUAAAGCUUUAAAAAUAAUAAAUAUUACAAUAUUGUUUUAUUUCUGCUGAUCUGUUAUUGGUGGAGUUGUAUAUCUGUACAAAGGUUUUUAAAAAUAUACUAACUUAUAUUUUGUAUUUAUGUAUUGAGUUCACGUUGGCCAAAGGGCACUUUGUUUUGCUUAUUUACGAAAUGUUAAAAAAAAAAAGAAACAAAUGUUCUAUUUUUUAUAGUUUUUUUUUUUUUCUUGCAAUCACAUCAUGAUGUAGCUUUGAAAUAUUUAGUGUACUUGAAAUUCAAUGUUUCUGAGCCUGUUUUUUUAUGUAUCACUGCCAUUUUACAAUAAUUUCGCAAGAACAGAAUAAAAACAAAUGGUCUACUCUGA
Polyodon spathula (Mississippi paddlefish) is the source of this 1464-nucleotide messenger RNA. RefSeq names its product cyclin-dependent kinase inhibitor 1C-like. The transcript is spliced from 3 exons. The record is from RefSeq and is a predicted model, not a curated record. Gene Ontology annotation, biological process: regulation of cell cycle. Gene Ontology annotation, molecular function: cyclin-dependent protein serine/threonine kinase inhibitor activity. The coding region runs from base 168 to 833 and encodes 221 amino acids. NCBI's taxonomy places the organism in Eukaryota, Metazoa, Chordata, Actinopteri, Acipenseriformes, Polyodontidae. Gene Ontology annotation, cellular component: nucleus.